Hyposmocoma kahamanoa is the source of this 1488-nucleotide messenger RNA. RefSeq names its product lachesin (gene Lac). The record is from RefSeq and is a predicted model, not a curated record. Gene Ontology annotation, cellular component: neuron projection. The transcript has 10 exons. NCBI's taxonomy places the organism in Eukaryota, Metazoa, Arthropoda, Insecta, Lepidoptera, Cosmopterigidae. The coding region runs from base 38 to 1141 and encodes 367 amino acids.
GAUUGCAGUGAGGUGUGGCGGUGCACUCUAUUUCAUCAUGGCGUUUAAUUUCGAGUUUUUAACUAUUUUACUGUGUUUUACGACAAUUGCUUGGGCACAACGGACUCCAACAAUCUCCCACAUAACCCAGGAGCAGAUCCGAGACAUCGGAGGACAAGUAGACUUGGAUUGCUCUGUCCACUACGCUCAAGACUAUCCUGUGUUAUGGGUGAAGUACGAUCGCAUGAAGGCAACGGAGUCUCUACCCCUGUCGACCAACUCUGGUCUAAUCAUCAGGGACUCCAGAUUCUCGUUGAGAUUCGACGCUGCCUCCGCCACCUAUACGCUUUCAAUAAAAGACAUUCAAGAAACUGACGCCGGCUGGUACCAAUGUCAAGUGAUAAUAUCCGUAAGCAACAAGAUAACCGCCGAAGUAGAGCUACAAGUGAGACGACCUCCAAUAAUUUCUGACAACUCCACGAGGUCGCUUGUCACUAGCGAGGAAGAGAGUGCUCAGAUGGAAUGCUACGCUGGGGGCUUCCCACCGCCGAAGAUCUCGUGGCGUCGCGAGAACAACGCUAUUUUGCCCACCGGAGGUUCUAUAUACAGAGGCAACAUUCUAAAGAUAGCAUCCGUCCACAAAGAAGACCGCGGUACAUACUAUUGCGUAGCCGAAAAUGGAGUAGGAAAAGGCGCAAGGCGUAAUAUUAACUUGGAAGUCGAGUUUGCACCCGUCGUCACUGUACCACGACCACGUCUUGGACAGGCCCUUCAAUACGACAUGGACCUGGAAUGCCACGUGGAAGCGUACCCCCCUCCCGCCAUCACUUGGCUCAAGGACGAAGUCCAGCUGUCGAACAAUCAGCAUUACAGAAUCUCCCACUUCGCGACAGCGGACGAGUUUACGGACACUACGUUACGCGUCAUUACAAUUGAGAAACGACAGUAUGGCACAUUCACUUGCAAGGCGCAGAACAAACUGGGCACAGCCGAGGGCCAGGUUGAAUUGUUCGAAACCAUAAUACCGGUAUGUCCCCCGGCUUGUGGCCAAGCACGCUACGGGGGUGCCGCUUCGUUAGCGCCCUCUGCCGGUACUGUUGCUGUUUUGAGCGCUAUUUAUAUCGCUUACGCUAUUAAAAGAAUCGCCAAUCCCCGACAUUAACUACUCCGGCCUACGUCUGGACCCUGAGAUAUACGGCUACAACAAAGCACCACAAACACAAGUACUUUGUAUCACAUACAUAUCGCUUCUAACUUCUUUUAUUGUAUUUAAGUAGAUUAAGACUGCUUUGACAGCUAGUCUAUGGCUCAACUCACAGGCACUGAGUCGAAGCGUCUUGUUUUUCAACUACACCGCCUGGCGAUGCGCGCAUUAGUGCGCCGGGAUCACAGUGUGGUCGGCGCCUGACGCCUCGCGGCGCCCAGGAUCGAUUCCAUAUUUGCAAACACAAAUUUGUACCUUAUUGAUGGGAAAAUAGAGAUGAAUAUGCUAUAGGCGAAAAACACGAC